AUGGGAACUGCCUUCACCAUGAUCGGCACUUCCAGCCAUUUGUCAGAUAAAUGCUCCCAGUUUGCUAUUCCCUCGCUGUGCCAUUACGCCUUCCCCUACUGCGACGAGACGUCAGCAGCUCCCAAACCGCGAGACCUGUGCCGUGACGAAUGUGAAAUUCUGGAGAACGUCCUCUGUCAGACUGAGUAUAUUUUCGCAAGGUCUAAUCCCAUGAUUCUGAUGAGAUUAAAGCUGCCCAACUGCGAAGAUCUGCCCCAGCCAGAUAGCCCCGAAGCUGUCAAUUGUAUCCGCAUCGGGAUUCCAAUGGCAGAUCCCAUAAACAAAAAUCACAAAUGCUACAACAGCACGGGAGUAGAUUACCGGGGGACGGUGAGUGUGACAAGGUCGGGGCGACAGUGCCAGCCAUGGAACUCGCAGUACCCCCACACCCACACCUUCACCGCCGUCAGGUACCCCGAGCUCAACGGGGGCCACUCCUACUGCCGCAACCCAGGCAACCAGAAGGACGCCCCGUGGUGCUUCACCUUAGACGAGAACUUGAAGUCUGAGCUUUGUGACGUCCCAGCGUGUGAUUAUAAGGAUUCCAAGGAAAAGAAUAAAAUGGAAAUCCUGUAUAUCCUGGUGCCCAGCGUUACUAUUCCCCUGGCCAUAGCCUUACUCUUCUUCUUCAUCUGCAUCUGUCGCAACAACCAGAAGUCAUCCUCCCCUCCCGUUCAAAGGCAGCCUAAACACGUCAGAGGACAAAAUGUGGAGAUGUCAAUGCUCAACGCCUAUAAACCAAAG
Molecule: messenger RNA, 783 nt
Organism: Apaloderma vittatum (bar-tailed trogon)
Lineage: Eukaryota; Metazoa; Chordata; Aves; Trogoniformes; Trogonidae
Product: tyrosine-protein kinase transmembrane receptor ROR1-like
Exons: 4
Molecular function (GO): endopeptidase activity; signaling receptor binding
Source: RefSeq, a predicted model, not a curated record